ACAAUAUAGGUAUGUAACAUAUUGUAAAUAUAUUGCGUCUGAUCACGAUAGUGAUAACAGCAAAGAAUGCUCAGAUCUGGAAAUGUUAGGUUAGAUUGGUAUUAUGCUGAAGAAAACUAUGUAGGCGUUUUUCCAAAACAAGCUGCAGGCAAAUUUAAAAGCGUUGCAGAUAUUUUGUAGCCAGCAUCACAUAUUCCUCGAAAAAUGGAUUUGAAAGCUGUAGUCGUUUCUGGAGAAGCUCCAGAAUCUGAUGACGAUGCCUCAAAUAUUGCUACUGGCUUAGGAUUUCCUAUUGUACGAACAUCAAAUUACUGUGGCACGAUUAUCUCUGGUGAAGCACCAGAAUCUGAUGACGAUUUAACUAGCUUGAGCAGUAUUAGUGGAGCAAUGGAUGCUAUGGCAUGUCCUCCUUACACAGAUUUAAAGAUAGCAAAAUCCAAAAGAAGUACCAUCAAAUACAAUAGUCUACUUCACAAGAAGCUAUACGAAUGCAAUGAAACCUUGGACAAAGACCUUCUGCAAAUGACCGAGGGCGUCAUCGCGACUGGUGUACAGGAAUUGUCAGCUGUUAACCGACAAUUGUUGAGAAGCGAACUAGUACUACAAGAGGCUGUAUGUCAACUGCGUAACGCGUCCAGUCGGAUAAAGGAUGCCUCCAACGCUCUACAUCAACUCAUAGACGACGACUUCUUGCAUUCCAUUAAAACUUAACUUCUAAAAAUUAUUAGUGCGUAUUUAUAUUCUUAAGAUAUUACGCGUAGCGAUGUAACAGGCAUGAAUUCAUUAAUAAUGCCAUUUCGCGCAUUAAAUGCGGACAUUAAAAAAAUGCAUAUUCUUUUUACGUCUGGUGA
Molecule: messenger RNA, 851 nt
Organism: Odontomachus brunneus
Lineage: Eukaryota; Metazoa; Arthropoda; Insecta; Hymenoptera; Formicidae
Exons: 5
Coding region: 205-711 (168 amino acids)
Cellular component (GO): BLOC-1 complex
Source: RefSeq, a predicted model, not a curated record